AUGAUCCACGACGAGAAGAAGGAGCCGGUGCAGCAGCCCGCUGAUGUCGACGAGUUCGAUUCCGAUGGAUACAGUUCGGCGGAGAUCUUGAAUGCGCUCAAGAAUGAGGACAACCAACAUGAGAUCCAGCUCCGGACCAUGUCGUGGCAGAAGGGCGCGUGGCUGCUGUGCGGAGAGCAGGUUUGUCUGGCUAUCAUGUCGCAGUCCUGGUCGCUGUCAGUCCUCGGGUGGGUGCCAGGAAUUAUCACCAUGUUGCUUUCCGGGAUCCUGUUCUGGAUCACUUCAACGACCAUGCACAAAUUCAUCAUGAAACAUCCGCAGAUCCGAAAUAUUUGCGACUUCGGAUUUUAUGCGUUUGGCAAGAGUCGGAUCGCCUACGCAUUUGCCGGGUUCAUGCUGAUGGCGAACAACAUCCUCCUGAUUGGCUUCCACAUCUUGACCGGGGCCAAGAUUCUCAACACCUUGUCGGAUCACUCCCUCUGCACGGUGGUGUUCUCGGUGAUCUGCACGAUCAUGGGCGUGGUGCUCUCCGUUCCUCGGACGCUGCACCAUGUCUCCUUCAUGUCCAUGUUCUCAUCUGCCUGUAUGGCCAUUGCCAUCCUUCUGUUCCUUAUCUUUGCGGGGAUUGAGACAGCGCCACUGUAUGGGUACAACGGCAACUACCCCACCGACGGCCCCGUGCGCACCUACGCCUUUCCCCUUCCCGGCACGACCUGGGUCAACUGCAUGAAUGCAGUUCUCAACAUCACCUUCCUCUGGGUGCCCCAGAUCCUCUUCCCAAGCUUUAUCGCCGAGAUGGAGCGUCCGCAGGACUUCCCUAAGGCCCUCGCCGUCCUCACCGGGAUCUCCGUCAUUUUGUUCAUCGUCCCCCCGGCCAUCGGAUUCCGCUACCUGGGUCAGUACUCUACCGCACCGGCAUUCGGCAGUCUGGGGACGGUCGCAUACAAGAAGGCUUCCUUUGGGUUCGUCAUCGCGCCCACUCUGAUCAUCGCCGUUAUCUACGCCAACGUCAGCGCCAAGUUCGUGUUCGGGCAUCUGAUGGGUCGAUCCCGCCACGCGCACAGCAACACGGUCAUCGGCUGGGGGGUGUGGCUGGGCCUGAUGGCGGCGAUCUGGAUCCUGGGCUUCAUUUUCUCGGAGGUCAUCCCCAGCAUGGGCGACUUCCUGUCUCUGCUGGGAGCGGCGUUUGACUCGUUCUUCGGGUUCAUCUUCUUUGCCGUGGCGUACUGGCAACUCUACAAGGGCAAGUUGUUCGCCGGCGCUGGCCGCAGCAUCAUGACGGUGAUCCAUGUGUUUGUGAUGGUGUGCGGGUUAUUUCUGUUGGGACCGGGGCUGUAUGCGGCCGUCGAGGCGAUCAUUGCGGACUAUGCCGGGGCGGUUUCGCCGGCGUUCAGCUGCGCGAAUCUGGCCUUGUGA
Messenger RNA from Aspergillus japonicus CBS 114.51, 1416 nucleotides. RefSeq names its product putative amino acid transporter. The record is from RefSeq and is a predicted model, not a curated record. NCBI's taxonomy places the organism in Eukaryota, Fungi, Ascomycota, Eurotiomycetes, Eurotiales, Aspergillaceae. The transcript has 5 exons. Gene Ontology annotation, molecular function: amino acid transmembrane transporter activity. Gene Ontology annotation, biological process: amino acid transmembrane transport. Bases 1 to 1416 code for a protein of 471 amino acids. Gene Ontology annotation, cellular component: vacuolar membrane.